Messenger RNA from Tilletiaria anomala UBC 951, 1455 nucleotides. RefSeq names its product putative THR1-homoserine kinase. The coding region runs from base 1 to 1239 and encodes 412 amino acids. The record is from RefSeq and is a predicted model, not a curated record. Lineage: Eukaryota; Fungi; Basidiomycota; Exobasidiomycetes; Georgefischeriales; Tilletiariaceae. The transcript is spliced from 2 exons. Gene Ontology annotation, biological process: L-threonine metabolic process. Gene Ontology annotation, molecular function: homoserine kinase activity; ATP binding.
AUGCGCUGUCGCUUACUCGCUCCACCGACGGCGGAACCGGGAACCAAAGACGAAGAGGCAAACACGACACACGAGGAGAGGAUCGCCAGGGCAAUCAUCCCAGUCACAGGCACAGGCUGCGCUUCCCCCACUGCAUUGCAGAGGAGCGCGGAACAAAACGUCGACGCGAUGAGUGCAUCGUCAUCGGCGCGGAAGUUCAAGGUCAUUGUGCCAUGUACCUCCUCAAACAUCGGGCCCGGCUUUGACGUCGUUGGCCUAUCCCUGUCACUCUACCUGACCCUGUCGGUCACCGUAGAUCCAUCAGCAUCGAACCGAGCGCCAACAUUGGCAUACACAGGGGAAGGCGCCGCGGAAGCACCUCUAGAUCCAUAUAAGAACCUCACCACGCGGACGGCACUAUACGUCCUCCGGUGCAACGGCGUGGGUAGCUUCCCACAUGGUGUCUCGAUACAGGUCCACAAUGAAGUGCCUUUUGGACGAGGAUUGGGAAGCUCCGGUGCGGCUGUCAUCGCUGGAAUUCUGCUCGGUGACGCGCUAGGGAAGUUGGAGCUCCCCAAGGAGAGACUGCUCGACCACGCGCUCAUGAUCGAGCGCCAUCCGGACAACGUCACCGCGGCUCUGAUUGGCGGAUUCGUUGGAUCGUACCUGCUCGAGUUGUCGCCAGAAGAAACAGAGGCAAAGGACGUGCCGCUUUCCGAAGUUCUGCCCGAGUACCCACCGGACGCCGGGGAAGAAUGGGGCAAAGACCCACCCACACCGCCGCAUGGCAUCGGGCACUUCAUCCGCUUCGGCUGGGCAAAAGAGAUCAAGGUCAUCGCCAUCAUUCCGCAAUUCGAAGUCAGCACUGCUAAAGCAAGAAGCGCACUGCCGAAGCAGUACUCGCUCAAGGACCUCGUGUUCAACCUGCAACGCUUGGCAGUGCUCACAACGGCGCUGGCACGCUCGCCACCGGACGAAUACCUCAUCUUCCAGGCCAUGCAAGACCGCGUCCACCAGCCGUACCGCAAGCACCUCAUCCCGGGCCUUCCACGCAUCCUUGCAUCCGUCACGCCGCAGUCACACCCCGGCCUUCUCGGCAUCUGUCUCUCAGGAGCAGGCCCUACCAUCCUGGCGCUGUCGCUCAACAACCAAGAAGCUAUCGCUGAGACCAUUUGCGACGAGUUCAAGAAGGAGAACAUCGAUUGCAAAGUGCGCUUCCUAGAAGUGUCCACCGAGGGUGCGCAGGUUGUGGAAGAGUAAACAUGGGCACCGCAGCUCGACUCUGCAAGAAAAGAACAGCGAAUCGCUGAUGAAAGGGCAAAUGUGUGGGGGCAAAGGGCUUGCAGCACCAAAUGUGUUCUACUCCGCUGCAGGAAGAAAGGAUUCCUGGUGAAUGGGUAUGAGUGUAUGCAUGCGUAUUACAAUUAAUGUGAUUAUAACUUGGGCGUGCAAUAAAAAGCCGGCCGUGGCCAUUCC